Scutellospora calospora is the source of this 1422-nucleotide messenger RNA. The record is from the annotation of a GenBank genome assembly. Lineage: Eukaryota; Fungi; Glomeromycota; Glomeromycetes; Diversisporales; Gigasporaceae.
CAACUUCAAGACUGGAUUUCUAAGAAAUCACAACUUUUAAGAGCUCAACCAGGUUUAAAACGUUUGAAUAAAGCAAGGCGAAAAAAUCAACAAGCAGUUUCAAGAAGCAUGGUUCAAAUGAAAGCUAAAUUACUUUCACAACAAUAUGAGUGGCAACUUGUAUAUUCUGACAUUCUGUCAUUUGCUUUUAGCAAUAAAUGGUUGGAUAGUCUAAUGUGUUGCAACAAUUUGAGUAAUCAUUGUCAUACCACUAUAUCACAAUAUUUACCAGAUCAUUUUAUUGAACAACAACAAUUAUUUUUAGUAUUUGUUAUGUAUAGACGUAUUCAGCAUGAUUACUCUCUUGCAUUGAUUGGUAAUAUGGAUAAAAUGCUAAUUAUAAAUGAAAGUGAGAUGCUAUACUGGAUUAAGAAUGUUUGGACUAAAUGUGCAAGACUUCCAAAUGCACGAUCAUUAUUGGUUUUAGAUUCAUUUUCAGCACAUAUUACAGAUCCUGUAAAAAAAUGCUUUUAUGAAAAAAACACUAAUAUUGCUAUUAUUCCCAGAGGAUUAAUAUCUCGCUUACAGCCUUUGGAUAUGCGACAACUUUAUAAUGAAUGGAUGAUUGAUUCUAUAAAAGAACUAACACCUACUGGUAAAAUUAAAAGGCCUUCUUACGAAACUGUAUGCUGUGGUAUUUCAAAUAAACGUGAUGGAUCUGAAGAUGAAUUAAUAUUUAAUUACGAUUGUUUAAACCACCAAACAAGUCAAUCUGAUAAUGAGAUAGAAGAAGAAAGUGACGAAGAUCAAGAAAGUGAUGAGGAUCAAAAAAGUGACGAAGAUCAAGAAAGUGUCGGAAAGAAAAUUGGGACUCUGCGAAAAGAAGAGACUACUUUUAAGGCAGUAACUGAAACAAGGGCGAAAGCUCUUGUGGCAAAGAAACGGAAGAUGGAAACUCUGAAAACGACGAAAGAUGAAACGAAAAGAGCUAAAAUACACGACACUAGAUCUAGAAGCAAAAAUAAAGAAAAUGUUGACCCGAAUUCUUCAAUCAGUCAGGAGGGCCCAAAAAACUUGGCAAAUGACCCAAAAGAUGUUCGAGCGGCAUCAGAAGGAGUAGCGAUGGAAGAAGUGGAAGUUACAGAAAGUACCUUAUGUAAAAAUACAACAAACGAAGAGGUACAUAACAAGAAUAAUGAACUAACAGAUACAGUAACCCGAAGUGGUCAAGCAAAAGGGCAAACUAUAGUCGAAAUACCACUUGAAAAUCAUAUAGAAGACAUAAGGAUGAGUUGUUCACUAGAAGAAGAAAAGGAAUUCACUGAGGUCAUCUACAAAAAAAAAAGAGUGAAAGCUCCAUCAACAAUAGACACUAAGAAUAAUAGGUCAAGUCCAUAUGAAAAAGAGCGGAAUUAUGGGAGCCAUAGUUCCUCAAAAAACUGA